GGCCCCGCCGCUGCUGCCGUCUCGCCCGCUCCGCCCGGCCCCGGCCCCACGGCAGCCCCCAUGCCCCACCUCGGAGCCAAGGUGUGCCUGCUCCGCUGCUCCCUGCUGUCGUCCCUCCUCCUCCUGCUCCUGCUCCGCAUCCAUGAGACGGAGCAGAACAGCUACUGCCAGCAGAUCAUCACCGAGAGGCACCUGGCCGAGCUGGAGGAGCUGGCUGACACCCAGAUGCAGCACCCGGGCAGAGUCUCCUUCAAGUUCAUUGACAAGAUGCAGUUGAACGACUCCGUCUGCUACGUGAAAGCCGCCUUCCCCCUGAUGGGCAGGAUCCUGGAGCGAACGGAGUUCAAGGAGAACUCGUCCAACGCCCGGAAGAUGCAGACGGUGCGCAGGAUGUACAACAGCAUCGAUGAGAAUGUGGAUCCCUGCAUCAGGGAGGAGGAUGAUGAGGAGAGAACGCUCUCACAGAUGUGCUUCAAGGAGUUCACCACCUCCCCCUACGAGAUGCUGGUGCUGGUGAAGGAUUUCUUCCAAGACAUCAAACGCCUGCUGCAGAACCAGGAGACUUUUGAGAAGGAUUGCAGCCGAGUCUACCGCAGGGCCUGCCCGGGGCCCAGGAAGGCCGGAUCCUCACCAGCUGCCUCGUGCCUCAGUUUCCCCUGGCCAAGCCUUCAGGGAGAGUGUUGCUGCCGGGGUGGAAGAGCCCUGUGCUGCCGUCCGCGCUGCCGCGAGCGCCCGUGCUGUGCUUGCGUGGAGGAGAUGUGUCGCUGUCGUCCUCGUGUCGGAGCUGUGCCAUGUCCUUGUGCCCUGGGGGACGUUAAACGCGGCUGGCUGGCUCCUGCAAGUGUGGGGACAGAUCCUGACUGCAAUUGCCUGUCCCCUGCCCUCCCUUCUGCCACCCAGCCCUCCCUCUCUGCUGCCGCUGGCAGGGACGUGGCACCCGCUAGCACCCGGGUCCCUUCCAGCCUCCUCCAUGCCACCCUCGCUGACUUAGAGGCCCCAUCUCAGCCCCCCAGUAGCACGGACGGGGGCUCAGGGACCGAGGAGGUCCUGGGUGCCGGGGUAGGUGACCCAGCGCUGGCCUUGGCCCCCGGGAUGAAGCGGACGGCUCCAGCCGGCAGCGCCGAAGCCCUCAAGGAUCCGGCCGGGACGCUGAGCCUGGCCCUGGGUGACGUCCCCGUCCUCCGUGGGGACGGAGAGCUGGUGGAGUGGGGCACCGGCCACCUGCCGCAGGAUCCAGGCCAGCAGUGGGGAGGCUCCAUCCUCCCGGAUCAGCCUGGCGGGCUCGGGAUCGCCCCUCGGACAGCAUCGCCCAGCGCCGGCUCGACGGGCGGCGGAGCCAGGAUCCGUCCCGCGGCGGCGGCGGAGCCCGUGACGCAGCUCCGCUUCUCCAGGAUGGCCCCAGAGCUGCGAGCCCCGGGCAGCCCCGGGGACAGGGCGAGGGCGUGGGGCUGGGGGCUGAGCCGGCUGCGGGACCCCGAGGAUGGCGGCGGGGCCGGGCCCAGCUUUGACUCUGGCUUUGUUCUGGGCGCAGAGCAGCGCAGGAAGGAGCCGCCCGUCAGGGAGGGCCGCCAGGAGCCCCUCAUCUACAUUACGGUGGCCAGUGUGGUGGCUGUCCUGCUGGCCACGGGAGGCCUGCUCUUCUACAAGUAUAAAUCCAGGGUCCUGGAGCGGCCGCUGGAAGACGGAGGCUGCGACCCCGAGGAGCCGGAGAGGAGGGCGCUGCAGGGAGCAAGGGAAUGUUCAGAGCUGGAGACUCAGGACCUCUGAGGGCCCCAGGCAGGAUGUGAAGCUGCUCGGGGGACGGAUCCGGAUGGAAGGAGGCUUGGCACGCGCCAGCCUUGCCACGAUCCUACCGUGAUGCUGACACUCCCUCUUCCCUUGCCCCGCGCCGGUGGCCAGAGACGGCAAAAAAACUCCCUGGCAGGGACAAAAGGAUGGGGGGACGUGCCCUGACUGGGACCCCCGGGCACCAGGGAGUGAAGGGCUGGAAGGCGUUGGGACCGUGACCGCGGCUGUGCCGGGACGGCAGCGGCGGCCGCUGCGGCGCUGAGCGGGACGAUGGAGACGCGGGACGACGGAUCCCCGCUGGAACGCGGCCGGCGCUGGAUGGAGACGGAGGGCAUCGGCUCCUCAAAUCCUCUGGCUCUUCUCCCGUCCCAGCAGCCUGGGUUUGGCGCAGCUCCCGUCGCCCCCUUCGCCCUGCCGUUCCUGAGGCUUCAACUGGAGCGUCCUGAAUUCCGGGAGGGCCGGUCCUGAGGCACGCAGCCCUGACUCGCAACUCAAACCCUCACACUGUGAAUAUUUAAAACCCACCCGUGCCCGUGUCCCUGCGUGGGGCUGGCUUUGGGGUGACCCUUGGCACCGUCCCAGUCCCUCCCCAUCCUCCUGUUCUUAGGGUUUCUUGUUUUUUGGGUUUUUUUUUGAAUGGAGUGGAUGAAAGUCUUUAUCCUGCACAAGCGUUCUGGGGGGGCUGCGUGCCCCUGGCAGGGUCCCCGCCGCGAGCUGGCCUCGCUGGGAUUCCAUUUCUUUGGUGACUGCGCUUUGGAGAAGGGAAUGGGGCUGGGAAGGAUGGGAUCCACGUGGCUGUAAGAGCUGGAACUGUCCCAGCUGGGCACCCUGGGGCUUCUUGGCACAGCCCCACUCCCAGGCUUUGGGAAGAGCCCGGUUUGGGACGCACCGGCCCUGGAGAUGCCCCAAAAUCCAACGGCUCCUUCCAGCCCCGGAUCAAGCGUGGCCCGCGCUGCUCUGGGAGUUUCAAGUAAUAUUUUUAUAUGAAGGAUGAAAGUAUGGACAAACACAAGUGUUUUUUAAAAAAGCUUCACUAUUAAUUUGGGGUUUAUAUAUAUAUAUAUAUAUAUAUAAAAAUAUGUGUGUGUAUUUAUGACUGGCAGAAGGAGGGGGUUCCUGGGCGAGGGACUGGUGUAAAUCAGGAUAAAAGCCCUGAUGCAGCAGUAAGUCUGGGGCCAAACUCCUGGUGGUGUAAGUCACCAGUUUACACUGUGGAGGAGCUGCUCCUGGGGGAGAAAACUUGCCUUUACCCAUGUUGGAUUCAUUUUGCCUUUUUGUUGUUGUUGUUGUUGGUUGGUUGGGGGUUUUUUGUUGGUUUUGGGGUGGGUUGUUUGUUUGGGGUUUUUUUUAAUACAAUGAAAUCCUGAAAUAUUUUAUACAAAGGCAUUUAAAAGUCUAUUUAAAGAAAAUAAUGGAAAACAACCUGUAUA
Molecule: messenger RNA, 3218 nt
Organism: Hirundo rustica (Barn swallow)
Lineage: Eukaryota; Metazoa; Chordata; Aves; Passeriformes; Hirundinidae
Gene: CSF1
Product: colony stimulating factor 1
Exons: 10
Coding region: 61-1767 (568 amino acids)
Biological process (GO): osteoclast differentiation; positive regulation of macrophage differentiation
Cellular component (GO): membrane
Molecular function (GO): cytokine activity; growth factor activity
Source: RefSeq, a predicted model, not a curated record